AUGGCGUCAAGUGACCCUGAGAUUAAGGAUGGAUUCACACUUCCUGCUUGGAUGAAAACUAAACCAGCCAAGGAGUUUGAACCUUUCGCGGGAUCGCCGCCAGCUCCAGAGGACUCAUUCUUCUACAUCCGGUACCCCAGAACCGACGUAUUGUUUGGAAAGCCGAGGAUCAAUCAAGACGCUCCAAAGGUGUUCGCUGAACCAACGAACGAAGUUAAAGCCGCCUCAGCUUUUAACAUAAUCAAGGAGAAAGACUGGUCGAAGCAUACGAAACCGUGCCAAGACGUGCUCCACGGCAUUGCACCAAUCAACACAGCAGUUAACUCUGUUACUUCAAAGCCAAAGCCUGCGGGGACAGACGACGGUUUCAAAGGCGAGGGCGCGGCUUGCGGCAACUCGAUUGUCAAGGUAGCACAUCAGAUCAUAUCUUCGAAGUCGUCGCGAGGGUUCACAGUGGCAUCGCCCGAGGAGGACCACGCCGUAGCUCCCGACCUGCACCAGUACAACUUGAUGCACCGCCGAGGCAGUAAGAGCCUGCCCGCUACUCCUGCACACUCACCGCCAGGCAGCCCAACAAGCCGUAGGAGGAUGAACGGCAAUCGUUUCUUCACGUCGCCGUACGAACCAGUGGAGGAUGGGAAUGCGCCACGUUCGUGGUUGUCUAUGGCCCUCCUGGGAUUGAAGAAAGACCUCGCCACGUCAACCUCCACGUUAGCAGAGGAAGACAGCUUUGACGUACUCUCUGUUUCACGCGGAAACCUCGCGGAAUCAGUGGAAAAUCUUGGCCCAGCACCUAAGAGGAAAGAAACUCUCAAUAAUGUACCACAAGAACCAGUGGCCCAGGCAACCAAGCCCGCGAAACCUACUACUUAUCGUCCCAAACCGUCAGAACUACGCGAAAUGAAUUUCUGGUCGCCCACUUCCAUGUGA
Molecule: messenger RNA, 930 nt
Organism: Spodoptera littoralis (African cotton leafworm)
Lineage: Eukaryota; Metazoa; Arthropoda; Insecta; Lepidoptera; Noctuidae
Source: the annotation of a GenBank genome assembly